CCGGGACACUGUCCAAGUGGUAAACAGACGGGCUGCAGCUCCUACAAACAUGGUGGUUCAAGGCUUAAGAGACGGACAAAAACACUGAAGCGCUGCUGGAAACUUCUGCAGGUGAGAGCAAAACUUGAAGCUGUAGGCCCUGAUUACAGCAAAGCACAUCAGCUUCUGAACUUAAAAGUACCUUGGCUAAAGAAGGCUGUGUGGACAACUGAGGACAUCUAGAAUCGGACCAGAACCAGGACAGCAGACAUGCCAGGCCCAGGAGCAGCAGACUCAAAGGGAGAAGAUUUCUCCACUGCCAUCCUGAAGCAGAAGCACAGACCAAAUAGGCUCGUUGUGGAUGAAGCGCUCAAUGAAGACAGCAGCAUUGUCAGCCUGUCUCAGACUAAGACAGAGGAGCUGCAGCUCUUUCGGGGCGACACAGUGGUGCUCAGGGGGAGGAAGCGGCGUCAAACUGUUUGCAUCGUCCUGACUGAUGAAACCUGCGGGGACGAACGUAUCCGGAUGAACCGGGUGACGCGCAGCAACCUGCGUGUCCGGCUGGGUGAUGUCAUCAGCAUUCAUGCCUGCCCUGAUAUCAAGUAUGGGAAGAAGAUCCACGUCCUCCCAAUAGACGACACUAUUGAGGGACUGACAGGGAACCUCUUUGAGGUUUUCCUAAAGCCCUACUUUCUGGAGGCGUACCGGCCUGUGCACAAAGACGACAUCUUCUUGGUGAGAGGGAGCAUGAGGGCAGUGGAGUUCAAGGUGGUAGAGACCGACCCCAGCCCUCACUGCAUUGUUGCUCCAGACACUGUCAUCUACUGUGAGGGAGAGCCAAUCAAAAGAGAGGAUGAGGAGGAGAGUCUUAAUGACAUUGGCUAUGACGAUAUUGGAGGCUGUAGGAAGCAAUUGGCCCAGAUCAAGGAGAUGGUGGAGCUUCCCCUAAGGCACCCAGGUCUUUUCAAGGCUAUUGGGGUUAAGCCGCCCAGAGGGAUCCUGCUGUAUGGCCCUGCAGGCACAGGAAAGACUCUGGUGGCUCGAGCCGUAGCCAACGAAACCGGUGCCUUCUUCUUCCUCAUCAAUGGUCCUGAGAUCAUGAGUAAACUGGCAGGAGAGUCAGAGAGCAACUUGAGAAAGGCAUUUGAGGAGGCAGAGAAAAACGCUCCAGCCAUCAUCUUCAUCGACGAGCUGGAUGCCAUCGCUCCCAAGAGGGAGAAGACCCAUGGUGAAGUGGAGAGGCGGAUAGUGUCCCAGCUCCUGACCCUGAUGGACGGCCUCAAGCAAAGAGCUCACGUGAUCGUCAUGGCAGCGACAAACAGGCCCAACAGCGUGGACGCGGCUCUCAGACGCUUUGGUAGGUUUGACCGCGAGAUUGACAUCGGAAUUCCAGACACGACCGGCAGACUGGAGAUCCUGCAGAUCCACAGCAAAAACAUGAAACUGGCAGAAGAUGUCGACUUGGAGAGGAUUGCCACAGAAACACAUGGCCACGUAGGCGCCGACCUGGCUGCUCUGUGCUCUGAAGCCGCUCUGCAAGCCAUCCGCAAAAAGAUGACCCUCAUAGACCUGGAGGACGAUUCCAUCGACGCUGACGUGCUCAACUCAAUGGCCGUCACCAUGGAUGACUUCCAGUGGGCACUGAGUCAAAGCAAUCCAUCUGCCCUGAGAGAGACUGUUGCAGAGGUGCCUCAGGUCAACUGGGAGGACAUCGGAGGACUGGAUGAGGUCAAGAGAGAACUGCAAGAGCUUGUCCAGUACCCUGUGGAGUAUCCGGACAAGUUCCUGAAGUUUGGCAUGACUCCAUCUCGGGGAGUGUUGUUCUAUGGCCCUCCAGGCUGUGGGAAAACUCUGCUAGCUAAGGCCAUUGCCAAUGAGUGCCAGGCCAACUUUGUAUCCAUUAAAGGACCUGAGAUGCUCACCAUGUGGUUUGGCGAGUCAGAGGCCAAUGUCAGGGACGUGUUUGAUAAGGCCAGACAAGCCGCCCCCUGCAUCUUGUUCUUUGAUGAGUUAGACUCUAUUGCCAAAUCCAGAGGAGGUGGAGCUGGUGAUGCAGGUGGUGCAGCUGACAGAGUCAUCAACCAGAUCCUUACAGAGAUGGACGGCAUGUCAGACAAAAAGAAUGUUUUCAUCAUCGGUGCCACAAACAGACCAGACAUUAUUGACCCAGCCAUCCUGCGACCGGGCCGUUUGGAUCAGCUCAUCUACAUCCCACUCCCAGACAAACCAUCACGCACUGCUAUACUAAAUGCCAACCUACGCAAGUCUCCUGUUGCUCGAGACGUGGAUCUGGAGUACCUGUCCGGCAUCACAGACGGUUUCUCUGGAGCUGACUUGACAGAGAUCUGCCAGCGGGCCUGUAAGCUGGCCAUACGUGAGGCCAUUGAAGCUGAAAUAAAGGCUGAACGCCAGAGGCAGAACAGACCGGGCAUCCCUAUGGAUGAGGACUUCGAUCCAGUCCCAGAGAUCAGGAAAGACCACUUUGAGGAGGCGAUGAGGUUUGCUCGGCGCUCUGUCAGUGACAAUGACAUCCGCAAGUAUGAGAUGUUUGCCCAGACUCUGCAGCAGAGCCGGGGUUUUGGAAACUUCAGGUUCCCAUCUGCUACUGGAACCCGGUCUGGAAGUCAAGGGUCAGGUUCAGGCUCAGGCUCAGGCUCAGGAAGGCCACAGCUUUAUAGAGAAGAAGGCGAUGAUGAUCUCUACCAGUGAUGAAAACUCACAUAAUGGAAUGGCCUCUAAAAAAAUUGAAACACGCAAAACUAAAGGACACUAGCAAUAUAUCAACACAUUUUUAAACAAACCAGAAAACAUCAAUACUGUAAUACUGUAAUUUGAACAGAAAAUAAAAUAAAUGCAUGUUGUACUGUAUGAAUGAGUAUAAUUAAUAAAUGUGUUUCUCUA
This is a messenger RNA of Betta splendens (Siamese fighting fish), 2880 nucleotides long. Its product is annotated as zgc:136908. Bases 250 to 2688 code for a protein of 812 amino acids. Gene Ontology annotation, biological process: mitotic spindle disassembly; retrograde protein transport, ER to cytosol; autophagosome maturation. Gene Ontology annotation, molecular function: polyubiquitin modification-dependent protein binding; ATP hydrolysis activity; ATP binding. The record is from RefSeq and is a predicted model, not a curated record. Gene Ontology annotation, cellular component: cytosol; VCP-NPL4-UFD1 AAA ATPase complex; nucleus. NCBI's taxonomy places the organism in Eukaryota, Metazoa, Chordata, Actinopteri, Anabantiformes, Osphronemidae. The transcript has 19 exons.